CCUGAUCGUUACGCGGAAGCGUUGGUACGCGCACCACACGCACACAUACACUCCAGAAUUACAUAUACGCUGUGAUUGACUGGUUCAGCUGCUGCCGCCGUCGUUGCUCCCACCACUGCCUCUUCCUCCUCCUCCUCCUACUCCUCCUCCUCCUCCUCUUCCUCCUCCUUCUACUCCUCUCCCUCCUCCACUGCCGCCUCCAACACAAGAGAAAAAAACUCGUGGCAUUCCAUUGACGCGGCCGAGGAAGAGCAACAAGUUGAUUGAAGGAAAUUAAAAGAGAUUGAUGCGUGGGUGUCAAUUGCAUGCAUACUACCGUUUACCAAUGGACAUACAAAGGCGCAGCAGCGCAAGAACGCAUUGUGUGAUCGUCGUCUCGACCUUAGUGAGAGAAGAGCGUGAACAAAUUUGCUUGUCAUUUCUGGCAUCAUCAGUGAAAUCAAACCGAUACGUUUGUUAAGAUCCAGAGUCAAUUGUCCGUUAGAAAUGACCGAGGUUUAUGAGAGACUGGGUACAGAUCUUAUAACCACUUGUAGAUUUCGUGCAUAGACGAUAUUCAACCCUCGGCCACGGAUAUGGUUGUCACAGGUGUCACGAUGACAGCGUGAAGUUGAACGAUAUUCUCCUCUCAAUUGUCAGUCGCUGGCAAAGUGUGAAACGCGGCACAAAGUUGAUCUUCGAUCCCCAUUGUGCGGGAGGACACACUUACUAAGUAAGAAAGGCAGUCACUCAACUUCCUGGAAAUUCGAUCUUCCGGUGUCAGUGUGUCAGGACAACAUUCAGGUGUGCUACCUAACCUUUCGGGCUUAGUACUUACUCACUUACCUCUCCACCAGAAACGAUUGAUCGCUGACCUGACCCUUCACCAGAUCCUGAGGCCGAAUGUGCUGAUGGCGCUGUGAAACACGUGUAGAAAUACCAUUAUUCGCAGCGGGUUCUCUUCCGAAAACCUGUCGUGGCCGAUCUCCGUCAGCAUCCGGAAACACGAAUUGCGCUGCAGUCUGUGAGUGUGUGUGUGUGUGCACGCUGAUAUACAUUCCGGGAGAAUUUGCACGCUACUCUCAAGAAAGAAGCGAUCGAAAAUCUAUCUGGACGUUCUGUACAAAGCGAAAUUUUCUCUGGUAAUUAAUCGCGGUAAAUUAAAGAAAAGAAACCUGAAAAAAUGAGGUAACGAGGGAAGUAUUAAACGGAGCAUUGAUUCAUCACAGAUAAUUAUCUUGUGCGCUAUCAUUCGAAACCAGCCACAUUAAAGGAAAAGCCGAGGUCAAUAAAACUCGGAAAACUGUUAUCGUGGUCAUCACGAUCAUCCUCAUUAUCAUCAUCAGGAGAGGUGAAGAUAAGAGGCGCUGAAAGACGAAGGUGACGACAUCCAGAUGAAAGAGCGCGAACCCUGGUCGUGGGACCUCUUUCAAGUGGGCGGGUGCUAACCUGCCUCCAAAGACGGGCCUGGCUAAUUGAAGCCGCCGAUAAAACAAUGGGACACCCUCCAGCUACGGUAAGAUGAUCCGGUAGGUGGCGGUAUCUCUUGGACUUGACGGAGAACCAGUCCAACAGCUUCCAGUUACCUUUCCGCCAAUUGAGACUUGACUCGGCCUGCCGAGAAUAAUAAUAAUAGAUAAGGAGGAGAGGAGAAGCGCGAGUUCUUAGUGGAAAAGACGUAGGUAAGACAGUGCAACGCGCGAACGCAUCUCGUUGUCGGUGACUUCUGAUCAGAAAUGUGACGUCAGUGGUCCUAAUGGAGUGCCGACCCGCGGAGCUCACCCAGUUUUUGAGUUUAGCUGGAAACUAAAUGAAAGUGUGAAAGUGCAGCCGACCGCGAAAAGAAGAGGAGGCUUUUAAGCGUGACAGAACGACUGCCGUGACAUCAACGGCUUCUGCUUCUGCAGCCACAGCGGCGGAAGCAGCAGCAGCAGCAGCAGCAGGCGACUGGCGGGUAGGAGGAAGAAGGUGUAAGAAAAGGCCGCUGGAGAGAGGAUGGCCGGAGUCAUGUACCAAGGAUACGCUUCGUAUUUGCAGGCCUAUCAGCGCCACUCCAACCCCUACUGCCCCACCACGCCCUUGGCACUCAAUCACUAUGACAAGAAGUACCGGCUCCAGGACGCCGCGGGCGGAGGGUCCUCACAGCCACCAACGCCAGACCUCCAACAGCAACAGCAGCAGCAAUUCGCUGCAGCGACGCCUUCCACGAGCAGCUCCAGCUCUGCUUUACCCAAUCAGCAAACAGCAGGUGCAGCUGUCGGUGCUUCGACAGCGACGACGCCUUCUACUGCCUCUGCUGCAGGUGCACCGUCAGCAGCAGCAGCAGCAGCAGCAGCAGCGGCAGCUCCUGCAGCAGCGCACGCGUCGGUUUGUUCUUCGCCAGUAGCCUCGCAACAACAGCAACAGACACAACAACAAGCUCAGCAACCUCAGCAAUCCGUUUCGCAUUCUGCCAAAUCAGACGAAAAGGGUGAACAGCAUGCAGACGCCCACUACAUUUCGGCGAACUGUGUCGUGCUGACGUAUUUCUCUGGGGACUUGGCCACUGCAGUCGACGAGCACUUCUCCCGAGCACUCACUCAGUCGUUCAGUAAAAGCAGUAAAGAUCCGUGUCCCAUGUCCCAGCGCAACUUGCCAGCCUCCUUCUGGAACAGUCACUACCACGCGGGCAUGUCCGGAUACCCAACGGCAGGAAGCUCGGUGACGCUAACGGGUCACGAAUCGUUGUAUCCGGAUUACUCGAGUCUCCACCACGGGCUCCACCAGAGUGACCCUUGGGCAUACAAUCUGACGGCGGCUGGCCAAUAUGGCCACCACAGGUCCAUGGCCGAUUUCACAUACAUGCCUUCCUCAUCAAGGUAUUCCCACAACUACUCCUCCCUCCUGAUGGGACGACCUCGCCUUCCACAGUGCGUCGUGGGCAAGGCAGACCCUUGGGCAACUGCCCCUAGGCUGCAUGACGACGUAACACUUGACCCAACGGCUGCCUACACCCACCACUUCUCGUCCAUGUCAGGUCUGGAGGGAGCGUGCGCGACGCAGGAGAGCAGCAAAGAUCUCUACUGGUUUUAGCAUGGUUACCUGCCCUACCUUUUGCACCCUGACUGAAUUCGUUGGUGCCGCUGGAAUAGGCUGGAAAGAGAAGCGAAGGUCAACACUGUAUCAUCUGUAUCGAAAAAUAUGCAUUCUAAAUAAGUGCCACGUUGCAGCUGGAAUGUGCUAGAAGACUAUAGGCCUCUGUUAUAUAUUGACGCAAAAUGUGAAGGUUUCGCCAUGAAAAUGAAGAGGAAUUUCGAAUUUCUCAGCUUACUUGUUUUAAGAAAGGCCAAGAAACUUCAGUCAAACUUUAUUUUCUUAUCUGAUAACGAUAUCAAAAUCAUAAGGUCAAAUGAACGUAGGGCUGGUUUGCGUUCCAACGGACAGGGCAAGUGUUGAAUUUUCCGUCUGGAGACUUGAGGGAGGAACUCUGCUCACUCUACGAGCACCAGACGACGCCAAAGGCUUCGAUGUGAACAGCAAUUUGUCUUCAACAGCAACUUUAGAACAAACACGUGGAAGUUAAGCUUCUGAGUUAAUUUCGAGGGAUAAAUGAAAGUAUGUCAGGAAGGAUUCAGUGGCAUAACUCAGAAUUUUUGAGGAGGAAAUAUGUGCACAUCGAGAGCAACGUAUUACUUUACGCUUGAAACACGACGAAAGAACAGUUGAAGUUGGAAUGUGAAAUUCUAUUAUAGAUAUGAUUGUGACUUAUGUAAAUAUAGAAUGAAAAUGAGGAGAGUCACAUCUAUAUAUAUAUAUAUAUAUCUUGCUAACACAUAUUUGGUAUUACUGUAGUGAAUUCAGUGGACAUAGAUGAGGCUUUCGAAGGCGAGGAAUGAGUGAUAAAGAAACAAAGAGUAUCAGUUUGCAGACAUUUCUUAUCAUAGGCGACAGAGAUACCAAUGUGAUAAUGUACAAAGCAUUUUCAUUGCUAAAUGCAAGUGGACGUUACUCAAUACUCAAAUUGCUGUAGGCCGUGUCUAAGUCCUCAAAGGGAUUUUCUUGUAUAUAAGGAUUAAUCGUCCCAUGACAGUUUUUAGAUUAAGAAGGUCACUGCUGAUGAUAUGCGGUAGAUAAUGCUCAUUAGCAGCAACAGUAACAAUACUGAAGCAGAUGGCCAUCUGAAAGAGGUUGAUUUGCUCAGCGCAAUGAUUGAAAGCAUUCAUCACGUUGAUUUGUUCUGAACUUUUUCCGUAAUUUCAUUGGUUAUAUUUCCCUCACAGCAGUCUCUCUCUCUCUCUCUCUCUCUCUCUCUCUCUCUCUCUCUCUCUCUCUCUCUCUCUCUCUCUCCAUUGCGCAUCUUAUAAAAUGAGUACUUGACACAUCAGGUAAUAUUAACCGACAGUAACUCCCUGAACAAAAUGACAGCGAGAACCAUUCGAUGUAUUAGUUCAACACGCGCGCACACACACACGCAC
Molecule: messenger RNA, 4433 nt
Organism: Macrobrachium nipponense
Lineage: Eukaryota; Metazoa; Arthropoda; Malacostraca; Decapoda; Palaemonidae
Product: transcription cofactor vestigial-like protein 3
Exons: 6
Coding region: 1975-3051 (358 amino acids)
Biological process (GO): regulation of transcription by RNA polymerase II
Cellular component (GO): nucleus
Source: RefSeq, a predicted model, not a curated record